Messenger RNA from Spirodela intermedia, 1667 nucleotides. The record is from the annotation of a GenBank genome assembly. Lineage: Eukaryota; Viridiplantae; Streptophyta; Magnoliopsida; Alismatales; Araceae.
AUGUCGCUCCGUAGCAUCGUCCGCGACGUGAGGGACAGCUUCGGAAGCCUCUCGCGGCGGAGCUUCGACGUCAUACACUUCGGCCAUCCCCGCGGGAAAUCGCAGAGCUCCGUCCACCAGUUCCAGGACAACUCCGUCGUGGUCCAGCACAGCAAGUGGGCGAGCCUCCCGCCGGAGCUUCUGCGCGAUGUCAUCAAGCGGCUGGAGCAGAGCGAGAGCUCCUGGCCCUCCCGCAAGCACGUCGUCGCCUGCGCCGGCGUCUGCAGGGCCUGGAGGGAGAUGUGCAAGGAGAUCGUUAGAAGCCCCGAGUUCUCCGGGAAGCUCACCUUCCCCAUCUCCCUCAAACUGGUGCGUGCUCCACCACUUCUCCUCCUGCUGCUUUUGACUUCGAUCGUCAUCGUCUUCUUCCUCGAUCUGAAUUUUCUGCUUCGAUCUUCCCCCGCAGCCCGGCCCCCGGGACGAUGCGAUCCAGUGCUUCAUCAGAAGGGACAAGUCCAACCUGACUUACCAUCUCUUCCUCAGCCUCAGCCCCGGUGAGCUCUCCCUCUCUCUCUCUAUAGAUUUCUGCCUCUGGAUCAUCAUCCAUUGCUCUUCCAUCCGAUCUGUCAGAUCCUGGUAAUUCACGCUGGAGACAUUCUGCUCUCUCUCUCUCUGUCUUUCUCUGAGCGCAGCGUUCGUCGACGACGGAAAGUUCCUGCUCUCGGCGAAGAGGAGCCGUCGGACGACCUUCACGGAGUACGUGAUCUCCAUGAGCGCCGACAACAUCUCCAGGUCGAGCGACACCUGCAUCGGCAAGCUCAGGUGAGGAAUCAUCCUCCUACGCCCCCCGCCCUGAAGAAUUUGAAUCCGAAUCGGGUCGCAUCGAAAGUCAACGAGAGGAUCAAAAAAUCUCGCUUUUGGAAUGCCCUCCUCCCAGGUCGAACUUCCUCGGCACCAAGUUCAUCAUCUACGACACCCAGCCGCCGCACGGCGCGGCGGCGCUGCCACCGGCGGGGCGGACCAGCCGGCGAUUCAACUCGAAGAAGGUCUCCCCGAAGUUGCCGUCGAGCAGCUACGCCAUCGCCCGAGUGACCUACGAGCUGAACGUGCUGGGAACGAGGGGCCCCCGCAGGAUGCACUGCACCAUGUACACCAUCCCCGCGGCGGCGCUCGGCGCCGGCGGGACGGUGGCGCCGCCGGCGGAGAGCUUCCUCCGGCGGAGCAGCCUGGAGGAGUCCUUCAACAGCGCGGCCUUCUCCAAGUCUAUCGCCGGCGACAGCGGAGCGUCGGAAUUCGGCAGCGCGAGGUUCUCAGAGGUCGCCGGCGACUGGGGCGGCGGCGGCGGCGGCGGCGGCGACGGCGACGAAGAGGAAGGAAAGGCAGUGCCACUGGUUCUCCGGAACAAGGCGCCGCGGUGGCACGAGCAGCUUCAGUGCUGGUGCCUCAACUUCCGGGGGCGGGUGACCGUUGCGUCGGUGAAGAACUUCCAGCUGAUCGCCGAGGGGCAGCCCGCCGCCGGAGCGCCGACGCCGUCCCAGCCGCCGCCGGCGGAACACGACAAGAUCAUCCUCCAAUUCGGGAAGGUCGGCAAGGACAUGUUCACCAUGGACUACCGGUACCCUCUCUCGGCCUUCCAGGCCUUCGCCAUUUGCUUGAGCAGCUUCGACACCAAGCUGGCCUGUGAAUAA